AUGUUAAUAGAAAAGUAUAAACAAAAUAAUACUGCAUCUUUAUUAAUACUUAAUAAAAAUUCUAGUAAUAGUUCUGAUGAUGAAGUAGAUAAAACAGAUAAAGUAAAUAAAACAGAUAAAGUAGAAGAAACAGAUGAAUGUGAACCUAUAAUUAAUUUGGAUAAAAUUAAUAUUAGUACAGAUAAUAUUAAUCAGAUAGUUCAUUCUGCUAUUAAUAAGGAUGCAAAGUGGAAACUACAAACAUUGUUUAAAGAAAAUAUUCUGGCUCCUUCAUUCAUUUCUGAUUUAUAA
This is a messenger RNA of Cetraspora pellucida, 291 nucleotides long. Lineage: Eukaryota; Fungi; Glomeromycota; Glomeromycetes; Diversisporales; Gigasporaceae. The record is from the annotation of a GenBank genome assembly.